Messenger RNA from Ustilago hordei, 1806 nucleotides. RefSeq lists its product as uncharacterized. The transcript has a single exon. Gene Ontology annotation, molecular function: zinc ion binding; ubiquitin protein ligase activity. Bases 1 to 1806 code for a protein of 601 amino acids. Gene Ontology annotation, cellular component: cytoplasm. Lineage: Eukaryota; Fungi; Basidiomycota; Ustilaginomycetes; Ustilaginales; Ustilaginaceae. The record is from RefSeq and is a predicted model, not a curated record.
AUGAGCGAGAAUGAUCAGGCUUCCUCGUCAUCAUCGAAACUGGCACCGGGGUCCAGUCCACAGGUCGCCUCGCCACCAGCAGCGCAGCUCCCAGAUCCUUCACUUCCGGCACCCAACUUGGGCGAAGACGAUCAGGGAUUCACAGCGGUCGACUUGAUCGCUCAGCAGGCUAAACUCGAGGCGCAGGCGAAUGAAGCGAUCCCAUUCCAAUUCGACACUUGUACGCACGACAAGGGCUACAUUCGACAGCCUGUCUAUGCCUGCAAGACUUGCGGCGGUGGAGGUGUCUGCGCCGGUUGCAGUGUCUCAUGUCACGCCGAGCACGAGCUGGUUGAGCUUUUCAACAAACGCAAGUUCCGAUGCGAUUGCGGCACUCCAAACUUGUAUCGACAGCGCGAGCCAAACAGUGCCAGCCGUUGCACUCGUCUCACAGAAGAGCUCAUAUACCCGAAAGACGCCAAGCCAUGUACCUUGCGACAGCCAGGCUUCGACCCUCAGAACGAUGCCAACGCCUACAACCACAACUUUGAAGGUGGGUUCUGCUACUGCCAACGGGGCAAGAGGUACGAUCCUGAGAAGGAGGACGAGACCAUGUUCCAGUGUAUCGUCUGCGAAGAGUGGCUUCACGAGGGCUGCACUUCGUUGCGACCGGUUUCUGGUAAUGCUUUCAACCAAUCAGCAGCGGCAUCUGCACCAACAGACCCAAUCAUCACCGAGGAAGUCAAGCCUGGAAGCACAGCAGCUGAGACUGAAGUGCCGCUAAUUGACCACGACCUGUUCGACCUUAUGAUCUGCGAUGCCUGUGUUCGCAAGCCUGGCAAUGAGAUUCUGCGGCGAUAUGCAGGUGCGCGGAGCUGGAUGGUCUUGGCUGCCACUCAAGAUGUAGCGGAGGUCAAGGAACAUGACGGUUUGGCAAAGAUCCAGGUGCCAACGGAGGAGGAGCUAGGCGAAGGAGGCGGUCCGUAUUGCAACGGCCGGAGCUGGCAGAUCUUCGGGCUGGCAAUGGAGCAGGAGAGAGGCAUUAGAGAGACAGAGAUGAGUGCUGCUACUGAUGGAGCUUUCUUAUCUUCUGUCGCCGAGUUGGCUCGAUCGACGAUGGCUACUGCUGCAGCAGGCACCGAUACCAGUCCCAAGGUCGAAGAAGGAAAUCAAGCCGAAGCCAAAUCCUUGACAGCUGAAGCCGCCAGCGAAGAAAGGAGAGAGGGCAAACGACGUGCUGACGAGAUCGAGGUUGAUGGAGGUGCCGAAGCAGGUGGAAGCAAGCGGACCAAGAUGGAGGAUGCGGAGAAGCCAAACGCAGCUGCUCAGGUGAAGGCUGAGCCUAAGGAACAAGCCUGCACGCUACCAGAGGUUCUUGCCAUCAUUGCCAGUCUGCCCGAAUCAAAAGUUGACGAAUGGACACCGGCUCUGAGUGAAGAAGGAGAGUUGCAACCGACACAACAGCGGCACGACAUCUUCCUUGGUGAAGACUUCCGCGAUAGGAUCUGCCGAUGCGCCGACUGUCUCACCAGAUGGUCUCAUUUGCCGCACGUUUUGGAGGCCGAAGAGACGUAUGCACCACCAUCCGACCCUCAAGCUUCGGUGCGAGAGGAUGAUGCUGCAUCGAUCACAUCUUCGACGUACGACUUGGGCAUGGCAGCGCUUCGAUCGAUGCCGAGAGAAAAGAUGAUCAACUCGUUGCAUGCGUAUAGCAAGUUCCGAGACGCUUUGUGGGAGCAUCUCAAGCCGUUUGCAGGGACAGGAAAGAUGGUACGCGAGGAGGACGUACGUGCAUUCUUCCAGAAGAAGCUCAACCCGGAUCAGUAA